AUGUUGACAUUGAACAAUAUUGUAGCAUCCGCGCUCUUAGUUUCAUCAGCCUGGCGAGAUAAUGAGUUCGACUAUGUUAUUGUCGGCGCUGGGACAGCAGGCAAUGUCAUGGCUAACCGCCUAUCUGAAGAUCCAAAUAUUCAAGUGGCUCUAAUUGAAGCCGGCACAACCUACGACAUCACGAAUCCUGUCCUUGGAGCUACUCCAGCAGGGGACGUACUCUUUUGUGGAGCUAGCCCCCUCAGCACAAAUCCCGGUGUAGACUGGAACUUUAUCACAGAACCGCAGACCGGAGCAGGCAAUCGGAGGAUCCAUUACGCCAGAGGGAAAUGUCUCGGUGGCACAUCUGCUCGCAACUUCAUGAUCUACCAGAGAGGAACCAGACAGUCAUACCAGAAAUGGGCUGACGAGGUCGGCGAUGCCAGCUAUACGUUCGACAACUUCUUGCCGUACUUCAAGAAGGGUAUGCAGUUCACUCCGCCAAGCAGUAAGAGAGCACAGAACGCCAGUGCUGAGUAUGUCGCGUCUGCUUUUACACCCGGGGAAGGCCCGCAUCAGGUCUCGUACGCCAACUAUGCUCAGACUUGGUCGAGCUACAUGGAGGGUGGGUUCCAGGAGGUUGGGAUGCCUAUUGCCCAGGAUUUCAACAGUGGCACACUCAGGGGCGGUCAGUACUGCAGCUCGACCAUCAUUCCAACUGAUCAGCAUCGUGGAUCCAGUGACAAAACAUAUCUUGCUGCUGCGAGUGCACGUCCAAAUCUCAAGGUGUUCCAGUUGACUAUGGCGAAGCAAAUUACGUUCAAUGGUAAUAAGAAGGCGACAGGUGUGCUGGUCGAGGCCGCUGGUCUCUUACCAUUUGUCAUUUCUGCUCGCAAGGAGGUCAUUCUUAGUGCUGGAGCCUUCCAUUCACCACAGCUCCUCAUGGUCUCAGGUAUCGGUCCCGCAGCCACUUUGAAGGAAUUCAACAUCCCAGUGCUCGUUAACAACCCUAAUGUCGGCCAGAACAUGUGGGAUCAUGUUUUCGCGGGUCCAUCAUAUCGGGUUGCUCUCGAAACCUUCACACGUCUGGCCAAUGACUUGGUGUAUGUAGGAGAGCAAUUCAUCGCAAAUUAUACACUAGCGCAGGAGGGCCCAUUGACGAACCCAGUGUCUGAUUGGCUUGCGUGGGAACGUGUGCCAGCACGCUUCAAGAACAAGUUUUCGCUGGAAGCAAAAGCCCAGCUUGCAUACUUCCCAGAAGAUUGGCCAGAAAUUGAGUACAUCUCAGGCGCUGGAUACGUAGGAGACUUUGCGGAUCUGUUUACGAGCCAGCCGAAGGAUGGCUACAUGUAUGCCACCAUUUUGUCGACGAUUGUGGCUCCAGUCUCUCGUGGGACGGUCACGAUUGCGUCCGCGGACACAAACGUGCUCCCUGUCAUCAAUCCGAAUUGGCUCGUGGCGAAAGCUGAUCAGGAGGUUGCCGUUGCAGCGUAUAAGCGGGCUCGUGAGGUUUUCAACUCGAAAUUUGUCGGCCAGGUCAGGAUUGGAGACGAGUACUUUCCUGGAAACAGUGUGCAGACCGACGAACAGAUCCUGAAGGUCUACCAAGACACCCUGCUCACAGUCUGGCACGCGGCCUGCACAUGCAAGAUGGGCAGAGUCGGCGACCCCAAAGCUGUUGUAGAUACCAAAGCCCGAGUCUUCGGCGUGCAGGGCUUGCGUGUGGUUGAUGCUUCGGCUUUCGCGGUCUUACCCCCUGGACAUCCUCAGUCCACCAUUUACGCGCUGGCAGAGAAGAUUGCGGCGGGGAUCAAGACCGGCAAUUGA
Molecule: messenger RNA, 1806 nt
Organism: Pseudovirgaria hyperparasitica
Lineage: Eukaryota; Fungi; Ascomycota; Dothideomycetes; Acrospermales; Acrospermaceae
Product: alcohol oxidase
Exons: 5
Coding region: 1-1806 (601 amino acids)
Biological process (GO): secondary metabolite biosynthetic process
Molecular function (GO): flavin adenine dinucleotide binding; oxidoreductase activity, acting on CH-OH group of donors
Source: RefSeq, a predicted model, not a curated record